AUGGCAGACAGCGAGCGCGAAACAGUGGCAAAUACUAAUCCUCCUGCCACAAAAACAACAAAGCGCAAAGCAUCCGACGCCUCCAAGCCAAAAGUCACCCACUUCACUUCCCGCAAUCCGCCCUGGACCUAUCUCAAACUCCGACUAAUUCCACAACCCGGAUCCUCUCCUCAACCCCUCGAUGCUCUUUCCGCCCGCACAUACCUCUCCGCCGCGCUAUCCCAGUUCCUCGGUCUCACGGGUACUGCCAUUCCAAUUGAUAUCCUGAAGAUAGAAAAUGAAUUGCUGGAUAGUAAUGCGCAGCCUACAUCUACGGCACAAUCAAAGAAUGUGAAAAGAUGCGAUACGGUCUGGGUCCGUGUGCCGCGCGAGGACGCCGCUGCUGUGGUAGCCGCGCUGAGCUCGUGGGUUGGUGGGAGCAACGGUGGCUCCUCUGCUGUCAGUGUGGCAUGGAGAAUUUGUGCCAAGGGAAAUUUUCUGGGUGCGCUAGUUGCCGGGUCUGGCCGUGACUUGUUCGUUCCUUGA
Penicillium lagena is the source of this 525-nucleotide messenger RNA. RefSeq lists its product as uncharacterized. The record is from RefSeq and is a predicted model, not a curated record. Gene Ontology annotation, biological process: nuclear-transcribed mRNA catabolic process, RNase MRP-dependent; intronic box C/D snoRNA processing; tRNA processing. Gene Ontology annotation, molecular function: ribonuclease MRP activity. The coding region runs from base 1 to 525 and encodes 174 amino acids. The transcript has 2 exons. Gene Ontology annotation, cellular component: ribonuclease MRP complex; nucleolar ribonuclease P complex. NCBI's taxonomy places the organism in Eukaryota, Fungi, Ascomycota, Eurotiomycetes, Eurotiales, Aspergillaceae.